Mesocricetus auratus (golden hamster) is the source of this 536-nucleotide messenger RNA. RefSeq names its product LITAF domain containing (gene Litafd). Bases 115 to 507 code for a protein of 130 amino acids. The transcript is spliced from 4 exons. Gene Ontology annotation, biological process: regulation of cytokine production. Gene Ontology annotation, molecular function: zinc ion binding. Lineage: Eukaryota; Metazoa; Chordata; Mammalia; Rodentia; Cricetidae. The record is from RefSeq and is a predicted model, not a curated record.
UACUUCUCCCCAGUGAGGCCUCUCCAAGGGAACUUCCGGAACUAAGAGCCUGUCCACUCAGAACCUGGAACCCAAGGGCGCUGCUUGAGGAGUACUUCUAAAACAGGACUAUCAAUGGCACCAAAAUGGGACCGUCCCCAUGGCUCGCGGUAUUCUAAGGAGCCACCUCCUUAUUACCCUUCUCACGCGAGAGGACAGAGGCUACCACAGGCAUACCCUGUGUACACCCAAGUGCCACCAGUGAUCCACACCACCAUGUUCACUGCCGUGCCAAGGAUGACGACUUCCUUGCCAAUGCAGACCAUAUGUCCCUACUGUGGAAACCACAUCAUCACAGUGACAACUCCUGUCCCAGGCAUCCUCACCUGGCUGCUAUGCAGUGGUCUCUUUGUAUUUGGGUGCUUCCUGGGCUGCUGCUUCCUCCCCUUCUGUGUGCCGAGCUUCAUGGAUGUGAGACACUCCUGUCCCGUGUGCCAGCAGGAGCUCUUUCACCACCACCGCCUGUGAGCUGCACUAUAAACAGCAAUGAAGCAGCA